AUGGACCUCGUUUCCAACUGUUUGCAAGCUGCUUGGAUGUCCACAGGUGCCCACCGUUUUUCUUGUUUAAAAACAUGUUUAUAUAUGUAUAGUGGCGGCAGGAGAGCAUCUUGGGCCAAUCAUAGACGUCCACGGUCCAGUCAUGUCCAGGACCGGUGGUUUCCGAUACCCCGCGACAGGUCGGAGAAUUGUCAGGUGACCAGGAAGAGAGACUCGUCCAUUGGUGCCAUCUGGCAACGGGAGGGCAAGGUGGUGGGCGCCUUGUUAAUGGGCUCUCCCGGGCCCUCCGCAGAGGACCAGCAGAAGUUGCGGCAGCUGGCAGAAGCACAGCCCGCAGCAGCCGAGGCUGACCAGGCCUUUGCUGAUGCUGGCCUCUGA
Molecule: messenger RNA, 378 nt
Organism: Durusdinium trenchii
Lineage: Eukaryota; Dinophyceae; Suessiales; Symbiodiniaceae
Source: the annotation of a GenBank genome assembly